Messenger RNA from Schistosoma intercalatum, 1394 nucleotides. NCBI's taxonomy places the organism in Eukaryota, Metazoa, Platyhelminthes, Trematoda, Strigeidida, Schistosomatidae. The record is from the annotation of a GenBank genome assembly.
AUCAUGAUUCAGUUGAAGCUAGAUCACCAUAGAAAACCUAGAAGCACUGGACGGCCGUUUCGUACAAUCGCGGGGCUCCUCAGCAGUGCGCACACACGACCCCGGCCCCCGUGAGAUUCGAACCCAGGACCUACUGGUUUCGUGCUCGAGCACUUAACUGGUAUCCAACUGUGUUAAUAUCUAACUUCAACUAAUCCACGAAAUUGAGCGACACAUCCGCCAUUGUCACAACAUAUUUGGUUGAACUCCACCAUUGAAAAUACUAUAAUAUCCACAAAACACAUCUGAUAUUAUAUUUAUGUCUUUGAACAUGUUUUAAAAAAAUGGUAUCAUAUUAUUCCUAUUACUAGAUACACUGACGCAAAAUGCUUCCUGAUGUCUACGAUAGUUCAUGGAAGUACAAAUCAAGAAGUAUAACUACAAAUAUAUAUAACAUCAGUAAUAGUUCUAUUAUACCAUAUUAUACGAAAGAGGUUUUCAUACUUCUCUCAAUUGAGAUAGCUAUUACUCUGUUGAUUAUCAUGAUCUUAUCAAUCCUAUUCAUAGCUGGAUAUCUAUGGAAUUCAUGGACAGUUUUUCUUUGGGUAUUGGCUUGGUCUGCUUUUGCAUUAGCAAUGUUGAUUAUAUUCUAUCAAAAAAUAAGAGAUGAACAUCCAUUGAAUAUUUUUCUUCUGGUUAUUUACUCGAUAUGGAUCGGUACAGCGAUUGGAAUUUCGGUUUUAAAAUUAUGCAUGUACUUGAAAGUUACUGCCAUCGCAAUCACAUUGAUAUCUUUUAUUUGUUCCAUAUUAAUUGGAGCUGCAAUCCGAACACGAUUAGCUGAUCAGUUCCUGUCAAUUCUAAUAUAUAUAAUGAUUCUUUCCACUGCUUUUGUGGCAGCUGCGAUUGUAUUUUAUGUUUUAAAGCUUUGGGUUGCACUGGUCGCUCUCGAUAUAGGUGCUGACAUAUUAUUAUUUCUUAUAACAAUCUGUUUCAGUCAAUUUACUGUUGGAAAAUCAGAAGUGCGGGUCUUCUUUCCAUAUUGGACGUUAGCAGUAUUAGUACUGUAUACUCUAUUUUACAUCGAUUUAUCAAAUAAUUUAUAUUUGGUAGGCAUUGUCGAUUUCAUCAUUACCAUCAAUGAGACAAAUAGCACGCCGUGUUGGUAGUUUUACUGUUUAUAAGGAGGAAAAUGUGACCCUUUUGAAACUAAAUUUGUGUUCAAGUACAAAUGGAUUUGCAAUAAGAUUUCUCAUUCAGACAUUUCCAAUCUGUUCGAUUUUAUUCCAUCUGUAAUAAAUUAUACAUUGAACAGCAUCAUUUCUGUGAAUUUUAUGUUUUUACACCAGCUACUGGUAAAUUAAUCAGUAGUAUAUUGUAAUCACGUAAAAUAUUAAACAAUCUUACUACCUGGA